ACCUCCUGAACUGCAGCUGCUGUGAUGAGAUCCUCUGUCCUAGGAUCAGUUUGUGCUCUUCUCUUGCUGCUGCGGGAGCCUGCAUGCCGGGGUGAUGAGGUUACCUCAAACACAGUGAACCCAUGCUGUUACAUCCCCUGUCAGCACUGGGGAGCGUGUGUGAGGUAUGGUGAGGACAAGUAUGAGUGUGACUGCACUUAUAGCGGCUACUACGGAGAAAACUGCACCAUCCCUGAGUUUUGGACCAGGGUGCGUCAGUUCUUGAAGCCCAGCCCGGAUGUGGUGCAUUACAUUCUCACACAUUUCCGCUGGCUCUGGGACAUCAUCAACUACACUUUCCUACGAGACGUUCUGAUGCGACUGGUUCUAACAGUGAGGUCCAACUUAAUACCCAGCCCUCCAACUUACAACUCAAAAUAUAGCUACCUCAGCUGGGAGUCCUACUACAAUCUGAGUUACUACACUCGGCUUCUGCCCCCAGUGCCACCGGACUGCCCUACACCUCUAGGGGUCAGAGGCAAGGCUGGGCUGCCUGACCCUGAGCUGCUGGUUGAGAGGCUGCUGAAGAGAAGGACCUUCAGACCUGACCCCCAGGGCACCAACCUCAUGUUCGCCUUCUUUGCACAACACUUCACCCACCAGUUCUUUAAGACCUACAAUCGCAUGGGUGUGGGCUUCACGAAGGCUCUAGCGCAUGGGGUCGAUGCAGGCCACAUUUAUGGAGACAACUUGGAACGUCAGCUCCUGCUCAGGCUUCACAAAGAUGGGAAACUUAAGUAUCAGGUAAUUGAUGGAGAGAUGUACCCUCCCUCUGUAGCUGAUGCACCGGUUAAGAUGAGCUACCCCCCUGGGAUCCCUCCAGAGAAUCAAAUGGCUAUUGGUCAGGAAGUUUUCGGACUUCUCCCUGGUUUGGGAAUGUUUGCUACGCUGUGGCUGAGGGAGCAUAACCGAGUCUGUGACAUCCUGAAAGCAGAACAUCCUACCUGGGAUGAUGAGCAGCUUUUCCAGACCACCCGCCUCAUUAUCAUUGGUGAGACAAUACGAAUAGUAAUUGAGGAGUAUGUGCAGCACCUCAGUGGAUACUUGUUAAAGCUGAAGUUUGAUCCUACACUGCUGUUCAACUCCCAGUUCCAGUAUGGGAACCGUAUCGCUCUUGAGUUCAGCCAGCUCUACCACUGGCACCCCUUGAUGCCUGACAGCUUCCUUAUUAACGGAGAUGAAGUGUCUUACACACAGUUCCUCUUCAACACUUCUGUUCUCACACACUACGGCGUGGACAAGUUGGUGGAUGCCUUCUCUCGACAAACUGCCGGCCAGAUAGGUGGAGGCCAUAACAUCAAUGCUGUGGUGACCAAAGUAGCUGUGGGGACCAUAAAGGAGUCGCGGCAGCUCCGGAUGCAGUCCUUCAACGAGUACAGGAAACGCUUUAACCUUAAGCCGUACACAUCGUUCAGACAAUUCACUGAUAACGAGGAGAUAGCCCGUGAGCUUGAAGAGUUAUAUGGUGACAUAGAAGCUCUUGAAUUUUAUCCCGGCAUGAUGUUGGAGAGAACAAGAUUGGGGGCCAUAUUUGGGGAGAGCAUGGUGGAGAUGGGCGCCCCAUUCUCCCUUAAAGGCCUUCUGGGAAACCCUAUAUGUUCUCCAGAGUACUGGAAGCCCAGCACCUUUGGAGGCAAAGUUGGCUUUGACAUAGUCAACUCUGCCACGCUGAAGAAGCUGGUGUGUCUGAACACCAGGACGUGUCCGAAUGUGGCAUUUAGAGUACCAGCAGAGGAGCAGUCACCAAGAGGGAAAGACGCUAGUAAAGAAAGGACUGAUGAGCUAUGACCCUUUCCAGACACAAGAAGGUUUUGGUUUGAGAUCCCUAUAUGAAGGUCAAAGAGGCUGCUGCUAAAAGACAAGAGUUAAAGACCUGUGUGAACAUACAGUAAAUGCACUGGACCAAGGACCCAGAGCUCAGUGUGACAUCAAACUUGCCUCUUCCUUUCAUUGCACUGUCUGCAUCACACUUGCACAAAGACAUCAGUGAGGAAACAAACGUGAUGUUUUUGAUUUGCUUGCUUUGUGUCUGAUGAAUGAAAUACCUUCAAAAUACAUGUUCACACUGUAAGAUAUUAACUGUCUAUAACUUUCUUUCAGAAGAAAUUAUUAAAAUCAAACUAUAGACAAGACAGAUUGUUGUACUUUAGUUAAAAUUGACAGAUUAAAGUCUUAAUUUUGACUAUCCAUUGUUCUGUACCUCUCAUAAGUCUCCAUUUCUAUCACCACGGCCAGUGUAUAUUUUGGCAAGAGACUGAAUACACAUGGUAACAGAAGACUGACCCGAUAGCAGGGUCUAAG
Scomber scombrus (Atlantic mackerel) is the source of this 2340-nucleotide messenger RNA. RefSeq names its product prostaglandin G/H synthase 1-like. Lineage: Eukaryota; Metazoa; Chordata; Actinopteri; Scombriformes; Scombridae. Gene Ontology annotation, molecular function: oxidoreductase activity, acting on single donors with incorporation of molecular oxygen, incorporation of two atoms of oxygen; heme binding; peroxidase activity. Gene Ontology annotation, cellular component: cytoplasm; neuron projection. The record is from RefSeq and is a predicted model, not a curated record. The coding region runs from base 25 to 1827 and encodes 600 amino acids. The transcript has 11 exons. Gene Ontology annotation, biological process: cyclooxygenase pathway; response to oxidative stress.